AUGGACCAAUACAACAUUCUUCUUGACAAGUGGUGUAGUAGCAAUGAUCCAAGCAUCAUUCUUCAUAAAUAUUAUCAACCAGGAGAACUCAUUAUUGGUGCUAUAGUUUCUCAGUACAUGGUUGCUUCCGAAGAGACCAAAUUCAGAAGACAUCCAUUUCAUGAUAUCAUCCCCGAGUUCCUUUCAGUGACUCAAGCCUACCAACAUGUCGUAGCCUUGGUGUUUGCAGUAAAGGAGAUUAAUGAAAAUGCCCAGAUCUUAACCAAUAUCACCGUAGGCUUCAAGAUCUAUAACACCUAUUAUAAUGCAAGAUAUACUUAUGCAGCCACAAUGGAAUUACUCUCGACACCAAGCAGGUUCAUUCCUAACUAUAACUGUGAUCUCCAAAACCAUCUGAUGGCCGUUAUUGGGGGUCCAAACUCUUAUGAGGUUCAGUACAUGGCAAGCAUCUUGACCAAUUACAAAAUUGCACAGUUUCUUCAAGCAAGAAACCCUGCUUUGGAGAAGGAAGAUGGCUUCCUAAGAGAAACCUGGCAACAGGUAUUUAAUUGUGUCUUCUCUAGUUUCACCGGAGACCAUAUGAGAGAGGACAUUUGCACUGGAGAUGAGCAGCUAGGGACUCUCCCUAUGUCGGUGCUUGAGAUGAGAAUGACUGCUCACAGUUACAGUGUCUACACAGCUGCAUAUUCCAUUGCAUAUGCUUUGCAUGCCAUAAAACUGGCUGAAGGCUACCUCAAUGACUUUGACAAACUAGUAGAAGUGAUUCACGAAACAUUAUUUUUUCUCUUGACCCGUACUUCUAAUGUGGUGAUUGUUCAAGGUGAAUUUUCAACUAUAGCAACUUUAAGUUAUUACUUCAAAGCAGCUGAAUUUUUGGUAACGUCAGAAUAUUCGAAAGUCUGGAUUAUGACAUCAGAUGUUGAUUAUGUAUCCCUUCCCCAGCAAAGGGGUUGGGAUUUAAAUUUCCUUCAUGGAUCUUUAUCCUUGGCUGUUAAUUUCAAGGAUGUUUCUGGCUUCCAUCAGUUUCUUCGAGCAAGGAACCCUUCUUUGAAGAAGGAAGAUGGCUUCCUAAGAGAAACUUGGCAACAGGUAUUUAAUUGUGUUUUCUCUAGUUUUACCAGAGACAAUAUGAGUGAGGACAUUUGCACUGGAAAUGAGCAGCUAGGGACACUCCCUAUGUCAGUGCUUGAGAUGAGAAUGACAGCUCACAGUUACAGUGUCUACACAGCUGCGUAUUCCGUUGCAUAUGCUUUGCAUGCCAUGUACUCUUCUAUGGACAACCAAAAUGGAAUUGCAAAUGGAUGGAAACAGAAAGUUCAUCAACAGUCAUGGAAGAUGCAUCACUUUCUUAGACAGACUCAGCCCAUUUCAUUGUGUAAUGAGAAAUGCCAUUCAGGUUACAGAAAAAGCACAAAAGAAGGACAAUACUUUUGCUGCUAUGAUUGUAUUCCAUGUUCAGAAGGAAAGAUCUCCAACCAGACAGACAUGGAUGAUUGCAUUCAGUGCCCAGAUGAUCAUUACCCAAAUAAAGACCGUGAUUCAUGCAUUCCCAAACCUAUCAGUUACCUAUCUUACAAAGAUAAUUUGGGGACCAGCUUGGCCACAAUGGCUCUUGUGUUUUCUUUUACUACAAUUUACAUUCUCGGAAUCUUCCUGAAGUAUCACAACACUCCCAUUGUCAAAGCCAACAACCGCAGCCUCUCCUACAUCCUCCUCAUCUCCCUUCUCCUCGCCUUCCUUUCUUCCCUGCUGUUUAUUGGUCGACCCAGAAGUAUCACUUGUCUUCUUCGACAAACUGCCUUUGGCAUCAUCUUCUCAGUGGCGGUUUCUUGUAUGUUGUCCAAAACAAUCACAGUGGUUCUUGCAUUCAUGGCCACUAAGCCAGGAUCAAAGAUGAGGACGUGGGUUGGAAAACGACAGGCCCUUUCUGUCAUUUUUUUCUGUUCCCUUGUACAAACACUACUUUGUGUAGUCUGGCUUUCCACCUCUCCCCCCUUCCCAAAUGUUGACAUGGAGUCUCUUAGCACUGAAAUCAUUCUGGAAUGUAAUGAAGGCUCUGUUGUGAUGCUUUAUUGUAUAUUGAGCUUCAUGGGCCUUUUGGCUAUUGUCAGUUUUCUUGCAGCUUUCCUAGCCAGGAAACUACCAGACACUUUCCAGGAAACCAAAUCCAUCACUUUCAGCAUGCUGAUCUUUUGCAGCGUCUGGUUGUCCUUUGUACCUGCCUACAUGAGUACCAAAGGCAAAUAUAUGGUGGCCGUGGAGAUCUUUGCCAUCUUGGCCUCCAGUGGGGGAUUACUGAUUUGUAUCUUUUCCCCAAAAUGCUAUAUCAUUGUCUUGAGGCCUGACCUCAAUAGAAAAGAGCAUCUGAUAAAAAGAAUCAAUUAA
Molecule: messenger RNA, 2385 nt
Organism: Ahaetulla prasina
Lineage: Eukaryota; Metazoa; Chordata; Lepidosauria; Squamata; Colubridae
Product: vomeronasal type-2 receptor 26-like
Exons: 8
Coding region: 1-2385 (794 amino acids)
Biological process (GO): G protein-coupled receptor signaling pathway
Cellular component (GO): membrane
Molecular function (GO): G protein-coupled receptor activity
Source: RefSeq, a predicted model, not a curated record